AUGCGUUGCUUAGGCCUCAUGACUAUAGAUAUCUCAAUGGAUCUCAAGGGAGCAAACGAGCACAAAUGUGAAGCAGCAGAAGGUAAUGUGGGACUGAUCUUCACUAAAGGAGAUUUGAAAGAAGUCAGUGAUGAAGUUUCCAAGUACAAGGUUGGAGCACCUGCUCGACUUGGCCUUGUUGCUCCAAUUGAUGUGGUUCUGAAUAUCCCAACCAAAAUCAACAAAGGCACAGUUGAGAUCAUCACCCCUGUGGAAAUCAUUAAGAAGGGCGAAAAAGUGGGCUCAUCUGAGUCUGCCCUUCUUUCUAAGUUGCUCAUUAAGCCAUUCUCUAAUGGUCUGAUAGUCCAGUCUGUCUAUGACAAUGAUUCAGUUUUCAGUCCUGAAGUUCUUGAACUCACAGAUGAUGAUCUUGCAAUGAAGUUUGCUGUUGGACUAACAAAUGUUGUUGGUCUCUCCAUGAUUCUUGAUUAUCCUACUCUUACGGCUAUUCCACACAUGUUCAUCAACUCGUACAAGACUGUUCUGUCAUUUGCUGUAGCAACAGAAUACUCAUUCCCACAGGCUGAAAAAGUGAGAGAGUACUUGAAGGUUAGCACUAAGAGCCCGUUUGGAUUGGCUUAUAAGUUGUCCAAACCAGUUUAAUAAGCCAUUUUAA
Molecule: messenger RNA, 655 nt
Organism: Lycium ferocissimum
Lineage: Eukaryota; Viridiplantae; Streptophyta; Magnoliopsida; Solanales; Solanaceae
Product: large ribosomal subunit protein uL10z-like
Exons: 4
Coding region: 1-642 (213 amino acids)
Biological process (GO): ribosomal large subunit assembly; cytoplasmic translation
Cellular component (GO): cytosolic large ribosomal subunit
Molecular function (GO): large ribosomal subunit rRNA binding; structural constituent of ribosome
Source: RefSeq, a predicted model, not a curated record